UCAUGGAUAAUUUAGAUUGUCAAUCCAUUUUGAAAGAUUCAGACUUGAAAAAUGGAAAAAUUAUUUUAUUCUAUUUUUAUAGCAUUCGUUUUGAAUAAAGGUUUAGUCGAAGGUCAAUACACUAAUUUGACACAAUAUCCGGGAGAAUUGUGUAAUUCAAAAUGUGUUAAGGGGCAGCGGCGGAUUUGCUAUUUCGACUGGACUUUGGAACUUUAUCAUGCAAUGGGACCGGCUUGUGGAAAGUGUGAACAAGGAGUCGUAACUGACUGCUUUAAACCACAGUGCAUUAUAGGCGAUGGCUUUCAAAAAGGAGUUAUGAGCAUAAACAGAAUGAUUCCAGGACCUCCGAUUCAUGUUUGUCAAGGAGACCAGGUCGUUGUUGAUGUAAAGAAUGAGGCUAUUGGUACAGCUGCUACAAUUCAUUGGCAUGGACUUGAAAUGUUGGAAACUCCCUUUAUGGAUGGCGUGCCAUAUGUAACCCAAUGUCCUAUACCAUAUGGUACAACAUUUCGGUAUAAGUUCUAUGCAAGAGCGCCUGGGACAUUCUUUUACCAUUCACACUCUGGAAUCCAAAAGCUAAAUGGACAAUAUGGAGCUUUAAUAGUUGGACAACCAGAUGAAGAUAAUUUACAUAGUUAUGAAUACGACUAUGAUCUGCCUGAACAUUAUCUUCUCAUCUCCGAUUGGAAGCAUGGUUAUGCGGAGAAUUCCUUCCCAGGCCUUCCUAAGGGCGAAUCAUACCCUGACUCAAUUUUAAUCAAUGGACGAGGAACUCAUAUCAACAAAAAUACUUUCGAACGUAGUCAAGUUCCGUGCACUAUUUUGUAUGUCAAACCGGGAUAUAGAUACAGGGUCAACAUCAUCAAUAGUUAUUCAUUAACAGAUAUUGUUCAAAUGCAGAUCGAAGACCAUAGUAUGAUUGUGAUAGCAACAGAUUCCUACGAUGUAGAACCGUUUGAAGUGGACAGUUUAGUAACGAAUUCUGGCGAAAGAUAUGAUAUUAUCAUCGAAGCUUAUAAAACUCACGGUGAUUACUGGAUAAAAUUCCAAGGAUUGAAUACGCUCCAACCUCAACCAACUGAAUCAUUUGUAUUGCUACGUUACAUAACCAGUGAUGCCGACUACAAAACUCCACAACCCCCUUAUCCGGCCUAUAAUGAAAACAAAUAUCCCACGGGAAUUCGUUUAAAUCAUCCCGAAGCAAUAUGUUCUGAUAAUGACAAUGAGUAUUGUGUUUCUGAUCUUGAAGCAUUGGAAAAAGAUAACGCUCUUGUUACCAAAAAACCUGAUUAUCAGCUUAUUUAUUCAUUCUACAAUAACGUUUUUCCAGUUGAAAAGGGAUUUGUGCCUGGAAAAUAUAAGCGAUUUGAUAAUCCAGAAGGAGAUAUUAUUGCAGAUGGGGUUGUGAACAACAUCAGCUUAAUUUUGCCUCCUCAAACAAUUCUCACUCAAUAUUCUGAAGUCGAUAAAAAGAUGUUUUGCGACAAAAGUAACUGCCCAGAAAAAUGUGAUGGAGAAUCCACUCGCGAAUGCAUUCAUUUAGUUAAAAUCAAAACCGACAGCAUUGUGGAAAUGACCAUUCACGACCAAGCCGACGUACCUGGUUUAUUUCAUCCAUUCCAUCUGCAUGGAUAUCGUUUUGCUGUAAUGGGAAUGUCCAAAGAUGCAACUAAUUUAACUAAAGCUAUUAAUGAUGCCAGGAAAUGUAAGAAUCGUCAACCGGUUUGGAAGGAUUCUGUAACAAUUCCAAGGAACGGAGUGAUGGUGGCUCGAUUUCGAGCAAAUAAUCCAGGAAUUUGGCUAAUGCACUGUCAUUAUACCCUUCAUUUGGCUACAGGAAUGGCUUUUCUUUUUCAAGUUGGGGAACCCAGUGAAUGGGUGCCAACACCAGUAGGGUUUCCAAAAUGUGGAAAUUAUAAGCCCGGAGUUGAGAAACGUGUUACACAUUACAAUAUGAUUAAAAAGCUUCUAGCGGAGGCUUUUGUAGUCCUGGUUUUGAGUGAAUAUUUAGCCUUGGCUCAGUUUGCUAAUUUAACCCAAUAUCCUGGAGACUUGUGUGAUUCUAAAUGUGUCAAAGGUAAAAAACGGUUGUGCUAUUUCGAGUGGACGCUGGAACUCUACCAGGCAAUGGGACCAGCUUGUGGAAAAUGUGAGCAAGGAGUAGCAUCUGAUUGUUCCAAGCCUCAGUGCGUUGUAGGUGAUGGUCAUCAAAAGGGAGUUAUGAGUAUCAAUCGGAUGAUUCCAGGUCCUCCAAUGCAUGUCUGCGAAGGAGAUCAAGUCAUCGUGGAUGUCAAAAAUAUGGCUCCCGGGACAGCUGCUACAACACACUGGCAUGGGUUGUACGUGGGGGAAACUCCUUUUAUGGAUGGUGUGCCAUUUGCCACACAAUGUCCCAUUUUGUUUGAUUCCACAUUUCGCUACCAGUUCUAUGCAAGUGAACCCGGAACGCAGUUCUACCAUUCACAUUCAGGCCUCCAUAAAUUAAAUGGACAAUACGGUGCAUUGAUAAUUCGAAAACCAGAUGACGAUAACCCACACAUUGGCUCUUACGACUACGAUCUACCUGAACACAAUAUACUUAUCUCCGAUUGGAAACAUACUUAUGGAGAAAAUUCCUUCCCUGGGAUUCCAAACCGGGAAUCAUUCCCUGACUCGCUAUUGAUCAAUGGGAGAGGAACUUAUGUGGACAAAAAUACGUUCAAGCACAACCAAGUACCUGUCACCAUAUUUUAUGUCAAACCUGGAGCACGUUAUAGAUUCAGAUUGAUGGAUGUUAUGUCACUCGCGGACAUCGUUCAGAUACAGUUCGAAAAACAUAGAAUGAUGGUGAUAUCAACAGAUUCCUACGACGUCAAACCUUUAGAAAUCGACACCCUUCUUAUGAACGCAGGCGAAAGAUACGACGUUGUUAUCAAUACAAAUCAUACCGAGGGUGAUUUUUGGAUUCGAAUUCGAGGAGCAUUCAAGUAUCCGCCACAACCAACUGAUUCAUUUGCCCUAUUACGCUAUGUUAAUAAUGAUUCGGACAUUGACAAACCGCAGCCACCUUUCCCGGACUACAAUCACACCUUUCCCAUCGGAAUUCGCCUCAAUCAUCCACAAGCAACAUGUUUCCAAGAUGAUUCGGAAUAUUGUGUUGUUGACUUAAAAGCUUUAGAAAAAGACACAGAUCUUGUAACAAGAAAACCAGAUUAUAGACUUAAAUUUUCGUACCAAAGCAAAGAAUUUCCGGCUAAUAGAAGAUUUGUUUCAGGAGAAUAUAAGCGAUUUGAAAGUGAGAAAGAUUUAAUAUUAGUUCACAUUUCGCUAUGUAUUAAACACUUUUCAUAUACCUACCAAACAGAUCCUAAUGGAAAUGUAAUAAGCACUGGAAUUAUUAACAAUAUUAGUCUUAUUGUGCCUCCCCAACCAAUUCUAACUCAAUAUUCAGAAGUCGAUAAAAGUCUAUUUUGCAACAGCAGUCAUAUGCCAGAUAAAUGUAAUGGAGAACCGAUUUGCGAAUGCAUUCAUUUGAUCCGAAUCAAAACAAACAGUAUUGUUGAAUUAACUUUGCAGGACCUUAAAAACACACCAGGGAUGGAUCAUCCAUUCCAUUUGCAUGGUUAUCGUUUUGCUUUGAUGGGAAUAGAAAAUGAUACCAGCAAUCUUACAAAAGCUAUUGAAAAUGCCAGUAAAUAUAAGAGGAGUCGACCUGUGUGGAAGGACACUGUUUCAAUACCAAGGAAUGGAGUAGCUGUACUUCGAUUUCGAGCAGAUAAUCCGGGAAUUUGGUUACUGCACUGUCAUUAUGAGCUCCAUAUGGCUACAGGAAUGGCCCUACUUUUCCAAGUCGGUGAACCAGAUGAAUGGGUUAGGCCUCCAGUGGGUUUUCCCAGAUGUGGCAAUUAUAUGCCUGGAGUUAAGAAAGGUUUUUAAACAAACAAUAUUUAAAUAGUUUGUUAAACCAAAAACUAGUUGGUUUUUAUUGUUUUAAAAUACUGAUUUCAAAAUCAAAAUCUUGGGUUCCAACAAAGAUUACGUUUUGUUCAAUUUUUAAUUAAAUAAAUUAAAAACUUCAAUCAAAAAACAA
This is a messenger RNA of Eupeodes corollae, 4069 nucleotides long. RefSeq lists its product as uncharacterized. Lineage: Eukaryota; Metazoa; Arthropoda; Insecta; Diptera; Syrphidae. Gene Ontology annotation, cellular component: plasma membrane. The record is from RefSeq and is a predicted model, not a curated record. Gene Ontology annotation, molecular function: copper ion binding; oxidoreductase activity. Gene Ontology annotation, biological process: iron ion transport.